Chinchilla lanigera (long-tailed chinchilla) is the source of this 2570-nucleotide messenger RNA. It is a transcript of the gene B3galnt2, whose product is annotated as beta-1,3-N-acetylgalactosaminyltransferase 2. Gene Ontology annotation, molecular function: hexosyltransferase activity. Lineage: Eukaryota; Metazoa; Chordata; Mammalia; Rodentia; Chinchillidae. The record is from RefSeq and is a predicted model, not a curated record. Gene Ontology annotation, cellular component: membrane.
AUCAAUCUGCCUUACUUCCUCAGUGGAAAUCUAGUCACUUCGAUGUGGUAGUUGGUGUGUUAUCAGCUCGCAAUAACCAUGAACUUCGAAAUGUGAUAAGAAACACCUGGCUAAAGCAUUUGCUAGAACAUCCUGCAUUAAGUCAGCGUGUGCUUGUGAAGUUCAUAAUAGGUGCUCGUGGCUGUGAAGUGCCUGUGGAAGACAGGGAGAACCCUUACUCCUGCAGGCUGCUCAACAUCACCAGUCCAGUUUUGAAUCAGGAAAUUGAAGCAUUCAGUCUUUCAGAAGAUGCUACAUCAGAGCUCUCUGAGGACCGAGUUGUUAGUGUGAGCUUCCGAGUUCUCUACCCAAUUGUUAUCACCAGUCUUGGAGUAUUCUACGAUGCCAGUGAUGUGGGUUUCCAGAGGAACAUUACGGUGAAGCUUUAUCAGGCAGAACAGGAGGAGGCCCUCUUCAUCGCUCGCUUUAGUCCUCCGAGCUGUGGCGUUCAAGUGAACAAACUCUGGUACAAGCCUGUGGAACAGUUCAUCUUACCAGAGAGCUUUGAAGGUACAAUAGUGUGGGAGAGCCAAGACCCACAUGGCCUCGUCUCAAGAAAUCUUCCCAAAGUCACGGUGAAUGAUGGAGGGGGAGUUCUCAGAGUCAUUACGGCGGGGGAGGGUGCGCUGCCUCACGAAUUCAUGGAAGGUGUGGAGGGAGUUGCAGGUGGUUUUAUUUACACUGUUCAGGAAGGCGAUGCUCUCUUACGUAACCUUCACUCUCGGCCUGAGCGGCUGGUUGAACAUAUGAGGAAUCUCCAUGAGGAAGAUGCCUUACUGAAGGAGGAAAGCAGAGUCUAUGGGGACAUUGUCUUUGUGGAUGUUGUCGACACUUACCGAAAUGUUCCUGCGAAACUACUGAACUUCUAUAGAUGGACUGUGGCAACAACCAGCUUCAGUUUGUUGCUGAAGACAGAUGACGACUGUUACAUAGACUUAGAAGCUAUCUUUAAUAGAAUUACCCAGAAGAAUCUGGAUGGGCCUAACUUUUGGUGGGGAAAUUUCAGACUGAAUUGGGCAGUGGACCGAACUGGCAAGUGGCAAGAGUUGGAGUACCCCAGCCCAGCCUACCCUGCCUUUGCAUGCAGGUCGGGCUAUGUGAUUUCCAGGGACAUUGUCAGCUGGCUGGCAAGCAACUUGGGGAGAUUAAAGACCUACCAGGGUGAAGAUGUAAGCAUGGGCAUUUGGAUGGCAGCCAUAGGACCCAGGAGAUACCAGGACAGCCUGUGGCUGUGUGAGAAGACACGUGAGACAGGAACGCUGUCCUCCCCACAGUACUCGCCACGGGAGCUGACGGAGCUGUGGGAGCUGAAAGAACUGUGUGGUGACCCUUGUCGGUGUGAGGCAAGAUCAUGACGACUCAAACCCAACAGUGUGUAAAGACUGAGGUGGGCAGAGGACAUCUCUGUGUAAGGCUGAGACAAGCGCACAGGUUGGCAGUAGAAUACAUGGUCUUUCAGGAGAGUUCUCAGCUGGCACUUUCUCCUGCGGCCAGUGUGGUAUUGCUUCAUGUUUGCACAGAUUUCCUCCUUAAAAAUCAUCGACACUGUAGCAUAAGAAGAGUUUUUAUUUAUAUAUUGGAAGAUGACUUUUAAAAUAACAAAUUGUUUUCUAAAAGGAGAAGUAUUUCUAAAUUCUGGUGCAUUUUUGCUAAUUCGUCAUAAUGAUUUUUGUUUAAAACUUGGCCUGGUUAGGAAAUUUUGAGUAGUGACUCAGAGCUAGAAUUUGAACCUGGAUUACAAAGUAGCUCUGCACAGCUAAAUUAGCACAUCUGCAGGCCAAAAAGAACUCAGAAAAAUGCUGUGUGCCCACUUGGAUGAGCAGUGGUCACUGAUACCAAAGUUCGGGGUUCCUGGAAAUAAUGUUAGGUUUUGUGGAUCUCUGAAUGAAGUGGGCAACUUGACUUUGAAAAGGACACAAUAUAACCCUCAGUUGGACCUUGGUUUUAAAGAUACUCAUUUAUAUAUGAGGCUAAUAUCCAAGUUUUGUGCCGUUUAACAAAUCCUGCAGGUCAUAGUUCAGUACUCUUAUUAAACACUAAUCUUUGUGGAUGUGAAUAAAAGUAAAUACUCAGGGUUUUUGUGCCAUUGGGAAGGCUAUUUGUAAAUCGCUGACACUUUGAAAGAAUUAAUGUUGCUCUUCUAUCAUUACCUGCUAUUUACUUAGUAAAGUAAAUAUGAAUCAGAGCAAAUCAUCUUUUAUGGAAGAUGUGCUCAGGUUAGGUAUAACUGUAGGGAAAAGCAUGCGGUUAAUUCUUUAAGUACUCUAAAAAAUAGUGCAACUGAGCAAAUAGCACACACGUUACACACAGUAAAGGAUAUGUCUCCCUGAGAUUAAGGGACAUUUCACAAAAACCAAAUCAAUUUAUAGUAAACUUUAAAAAUAGUACCAGUAGAGAAUUCCAUUUGAUAUAGUCUUACGAUAGACAUUAACUAUAUUCAGAUUUUAUUAGAUUAGCUAGUUUCUAUUUAAUAUUUAAAUCUUCAUGAGAUGCAGUGAUGAGGUGUAAAAAUAAAUACGAUGAUCAGAAAA